Messenger RNA from Carya illinoinensis, 1224 nucleotides. RefSeq lists its product as uncharacterized. The transcript is spliced from 2 exons. The record is from RefSeq and is a predicted model, not a curated record. NCBI's taxonomy places the organism in Eukaryota, Viridiplantae, Streptophyta, Magnoliopsida, Fagales, Juglandaceae. The coding region runs from base 234 to 893 and encodes 219 amino acids.
AAUAUCAUUUAUUAUUAUUAUUAUUAUUAUUAUUACUACUACAAUGGGAUUUGUUUGUGGGCCAUAUAUGCACAUAUAUGUUCAACUUUUCUGUAUACCAUAAAAUGGAUCUCCACCAUAUAAAUUCACAGAACUCAGUCACUGAUCAGUACUCCUUUAGAUUCAAAUAUUUCCUUUCUUUUUGUGUUCUCCACUGUGCUUUCUUAUUCACCUUUCCUCAGCUAUAGUAUAACAUGAAUGGUUACAGAGAAGAAAACUCGUUAAUCUGCUAUUUUCAUCCCAAACAAGUGGUAAUAGGGGUCUGCCCCUUGUGCCUGAAUGAAAGGCUCCUCAUCUUGGCCUCAAAACAAGGCCACCUUUCCUCUGCAGCUCGAAGCAGCACCCGUACUAGAGCACAAAGCUCCUCCACAAACAGAAAACCACACAUCACUCUUCCAAAGAUCUUUGCUCUCGGAGGCUCUCUUCUCAGUCGACUAGAGUUCCGGCAUUGGAAAUCCGAGCACUCAGAUCACGAUGCCUCCACUAGUCAAGAAGACUCAUUUAUAUCAAUCAAGAUUGGAGACAACGGUGUGGCAUCGUGGGAGAACAAUCCAGUACUUUCUUCUAAGGUCCCCCUAGAGAACUGCAACAUAACUCGGAAUCACACCUGGUUCACCAAAGAAGCCAAGGAGACAAUUAAGGAGACGGCCACCGCCAAGUCCGUUGUAGAACAUGGGAAACCGCGUGCCUCACUUCGGUGGCGGAAGAGGAUUGGUCAUCUGUUCCAGCUCAUCAGAUGGAAAAGGUCCAACAAGGGCAAUGCGCGCCACGUGAGCAGCAAGGUGGAGGGAGUGAAGGUGAUCAGGAAGAGUUGGAUAAGGACUCUGACAAAGAGAAAGACCACCAUGGAAUAAAGUAGGUUUUGUACGAAGUGAAAACAGUCGAUUUCUUUUCACUUUCACUCUCUCAUACCAAUUUGAUUGAUGUGGGUUGAUGCUCAAAUGUGACUGUAAAGCUAUAUAUAUAUAUUGUGGAGAUGGUAAAGUCAAUAUUGCUUUAUCACUCAAAAAUGUGCUUUUCUUUGCUUUGAAAUCUUGUGGGGGUCCUUUUACUUUUCCCUCUCUUUUCCAUUGUUUUUUUUAAUGCAGAUGACAGUCUGUAAUAGGAAUGUUGAAAUGCGCUCCGGUUUGAGAAAUGGACGGCCGAAAGGUAGAUAUAUAUAAGUUGUGAGUUAUUCUGGAUAAA